Molecule: messenger RNA, 1932 nt
Organism: Colletotrichum chrysophilum
Lineage: Eukaryota; Fungi; Ascomycota; Sordariomycetes; Glomerellales; Glomerellaceae
Exons: 3
Coding region: 1-1932 (643 amino acids)
Biological process (GO): polysaccharide biosynthetic process; glycosaminoglycan biosynthetic process
Cellular component (GO): cytosol; nucleus
Molecular function (GO): NAD binding; UDP-glucose 6-dehydrogenase activity
Source: RefSeq, a predicted model, not a curated record
AUGGCUGCCAGCUUCGCGCGCGCAGGCCUCGUUACCGCAGAUUCGUCUUCAACCAUCGGCAGCAUGGUUUCCCAAUCACCCGCCGACGGCACCCCGGGCCACUCUGAUGCCGGCUCGGGCACCGGCACUCCCAACUCUUCUCCUCCCGCCUCCAGACCUCGCAGCCCUGAGCUGAAGAACGCGACGACGAGCUCUGCCGACCUCGAGCCUCUUCCUCCCAUGGACGUCAAGAACAUCUGCUUCGUUGGUGCUGGUUUCGUUGGUGGCCCAACUGCUGCUCUGGUAGCUCUCCACAACCCCGACCUGACUGUCAAUGUCGUCGACCUCAACUCCGACCGCAUUGCUGCGUGGAACUCUCCUCACCUUCCCAUACACGAGGCCGGCCUCCCAAAAAUUGUUCGCAUUGCCCGCGAUGGCACCAACGAGACGACCGCCUUCCUCCCCGCCAUUGGCAAGUCCCUCAAGCUCGGCUCCCGCAAGCCCAAUCUUGUUUUCACCACCGACGUUCAGCGCUGCAUUGGUGAGGCCGACAUUGUCCUCAUUUGCGUCAACACGCCUACCAAGACCUAUGGUCUCGGAGCUGGCUACACCGCCGAUCUGAGCGCUCUCGAGGGUGCCAGCGAGACCGUGGCCAAGUACGCUAGACCCGGCGCUGUUAUUGUCGAGAAGAGCACCGUUCCUACGGGAACUGCCCGCAUGAUCAAGGAGAUUAUGGCCCAAUACCAGCCCGAUGCCGAAUUCGAGAUUGUCUCCAACCCCGAGUUCCUUGCCGAGGGAACGGCCGUUCGCGACCUCAUGCACCCCGACCGCAUGCUCAUCGGCAGCUCUACGACUCCUGCUGGCAUUCGUGCUGCCAACGCUCUGAAGGGCGUCUACGCUUCCUGGGUCCCCGAGUCCAAGAUUCUGACCGUGAACACCUGGUCCAGCGAGCUGACGAAGCUGGUUGCCAACGCCAUGCUGGCUCAGCGUAUCAGCAGCAUCAACAGCAUCAGCGCCCUUUGCGAAGAGCUUGGUGCCGAUGUCUCGGAGAUCAGCCAGGGUAUUGGCGCUGACUCUCGCCUGGGCAAGAAGUUCCUCCACGCUGGUGUCGGUUUUGGUGGCUCUUGCUUUGAGAAGGAUAUCCUCAACUUGACCUACAUGGCUCGCACUCUUCACUUGGACACCGUUGCCGACUACUGGAUGGGCGUCCUUGAUAUCAACAAGUACCAGCGUGAGCGCUUCGCUCAGAAGGUCCACCGGGCUCUGAACGGCAACCUCCGCGGCAAGAAGGUCGCCAUUCUUGGUUUCGCUUUCAAGGAGAACACCAACGACACCCGCAACAGCAUUGCUGUCCACAUUAUUGCGGAGCUCGCCCACGAGAUGCCCAGCGAGAUCGCCAUCUUCGACCCCGGUUGUGACCCCGUCGAGGUCAUGGAUGAGGUUCGCCACUCUAUCAAGGACCAGCGCGUUCUGGAUCGCGUCAAGGUCCGUUCCACGUGGCGCGAGACUGUCCACGGCUCCAGUGCCAUGUGCAUUCUGACCCCUUGGUACCACUUCCGCUACCCCAAGAAGGCCCAGGCUUCUGCUCGCCGCUCUUCCAUGUGGAGCAGCAACGAGGCUUCCAAGGAGGAGGCUGCUACCUUCAUCAAGGAGGCGCCCUUGUCUGAGAUGGACGUCGUCGAGCUUGAGAAGUUCGUCUCUCGCGGAGCCUCGCACACACCGGUCGACCCCCUCAAGCGCAUGAAGCCCGAGAACGCCUGCCCUGAAAACUGCAAGGGCUGCAACUUUGACGCCGCGAGCGAAGACCUCGGCGACCCGAUCGACUGGGAGUGGACCGCCUCUGUCAUGAAGCGCCCUCGCCUUGUGCUUGACGGACGUAACGUCGUCUCCGGACCCGAGCUUGAGAAGCUGGGCUUCACAGUACAGGGCAUCGGCAAGGGACUCGUCAUCUGA